Messenger RNA from Rasamsonia emersonii CBS 393.64, 1731 nucleotides. RefSeq lists its product as uncharacterized. NCBI's taxonomy places the organism in Eukaryota, Fungi, Ascomycota, Eurotiomycetes, Eurotiales, Trichocomaceae. The transcript has 9 exons. Gene Ontology annotation, biological process: transmembrane transport. Gene Ontology annotation, molecular function: transmembrane transporter activity. The record is from RefSeq and is a predicted model, not a curated record. Bases 1 to 1731 code for a protein of 576 amino acids.
AUGUACAGACGAUCAUUUUACUGUUACAACUACUGCCACUGCCACGGGCAUUGGCACUGCCGCUGCUGCUACCUAUAUAAGAUAACAAUUGUGUGCAAGAACAGCCAGACCAUGGGAGAGAGUUUCGUCCUGCUUGCUUCAUACUGGUUAACGACAUACUACAUCCCUGAUAACAGUGACGACGCUGAUGUGGUUGAGGCUCGCUCGCAGCGCUGCUGUCGUCGCGCGGAAAAGCCAUGGACGCUCGAGUUUCGCUCGUCCAAGGCUUUUGUUGUUGCUGUUGUGGCGAUUGCGUUUUUUGCUGUGAGUAUUGCCUACGAAUGUUUCUCUACUACAUGGUCUAGAUUCGCUGACAAGCUUCUCUUAGGAUGUCUUCAUAUACUGGAUGGUGAGACUCAUCGCGAAACGACCGGGUCAAAUAAGACACUGAAUUGGUUUAAUCCCCAGGUCGUCCCUCUUCUUCCUGCCAUCCUAAGAGAGCGAGCACAUUUGCCGGAUGACCAGCUCCAGAAAUGGAUGUCUAUCCUUCUUGCAGUCUUUGGCGGCGCCGUCCUGAUAGGUUCCCCAAUCCUGGGCUUUUUGGCCGACAAAGGUGCCUCGCGGAAGGUGCCGUUCGUCUUCGGCCUGCUCGCCGUCGCUGGAUCGACGGCCAUGUUCUGGACAGCGAGCUCUCCCGCCCCUCUGAUCGUCGCGCGCUUCCUACAAGGACUAUCGACUGCGACUGUAUGGAUAGCAGGCAACUCCCUCGUCAUCGACACCGUGGGAAAGGAUCAAGUUGGUGUCGCGAUGGGCUAUGUCUCGAUGGCACUGACAGUAGGGACUCUGGCAGGGCCGGCCCUUGGAGGGAUCUUAUUUGAUCGAGCCGGCUACGACGCAGUCUUCAUCGUGGCCAUGUCAGUCCUCGGCAUAGACAUCAUUCUUCGACUCUUGGUGAUGGGACCCAAGAGAGCCCCGAAGUGGACGGAAGAGCACAGCCAGGAAGAAUCCAACCAUUUCCUCGAGAACUGGGGAGAGAGGAAUUCUGAGGCUGCGGAGCCCGUCGAUAAGCUCUUGCGCAAAAAUCGCGUCUCCAUCCCGCCUAUUGUCAGGUUGGCCAUGUCAGGCCAGCUGCUCGUGGUCCUCGUGGCCAGCGCGGUCGAUGCUAUUCUCUACAACAUGUUUGAAACCGUUCUUCCCGUCUUCGUGAUCAAAACGUUCCACUGGGGUUCGCUGGGGAUAGGACUGUGCUUCCUGCCGCUAUCCCUGCCAUCCCUGUUGUCUCCUGUGGUCGGGUCCUUCGUCGACCGGCACGGCCCACGGAUAGCCGCCUUCCUGGGCUUCUCUUUCCUCGUGCCCGUGUUUCUCCUCCUUCGGCUGGUCACCGAUGAUUCGACGCGUUCCCGCGUUUUGUUUCUGGUCCUGCUGACCCUUGCUGGGUUUUCGUUCACCGCUCAGCUGGUGUCGCUCAUGGUCGCGGUGAGCGAGCCGGUCGAGCGGAAGGAGAAGGAAUACCCGGGCAUAUUCGGCGGGAGAGGCGCGAUGGCACAGGCUUAUGCGCUCCACAAUAUCGCCUGGGCCAGCGGUGAGGUGAUCGGGCCCGUGGUGUCCGGAGAAUUGGUGGAAGCGGCCGGGUGGACAGUGAUGGUAACGGUGCUGGCCACGAUCAGUGGCGCAACCGCUGUGCUGUUGGCCUGCACCAAUGAGGAGAUCUCGCGACGAGUAUGGAGAGGGAAAUGGACGGGCAACAGAUGA